Emericellopsis cladophorae is the source of this 237-nucleotide messenger RNA. RefSeq names its product c6 transcription. The transcript has 2 exons. NCBI's taxonomy places the organism in Eukaryota, Fungi, Ascomycota, Sordariomycetes, Hypocreales, Bionectriaceae. The record is from RefSeq and is a predicted model, not a curated record. Bases 1 to 237 code for a protein of 78 amino acids.
AUGGAUCACACUUCGCUGGACGAGGGCAACUUCACCUUCGAGGGACCCUCGGCGGGGACAAGGGACAAGGAGGACGACUCUGAUCUGGUGCCCUUGCCGAUGAAUAACCUGUACAAUCUCACGGACCCCAACAACUCGCGACUCAUACGCGUCGACCCGGCCGCCGUCAACGGGCCGGACCUCAUCAGGCAGGGAGUGAUAAAGCUGGCGGAGGCCGAAUUCCUCUUCAACCACUAA